Molecule: messenger RNA, 3889 nt
Organism: Colossoma macropomum (tambaqui)
Lineage: Eukaryota; Metazoa; Chordata; Actinopteri; Characiformes; Serrasalmidae
Gene: epha6
Product: eph receptor A6
Exons: 18
Coding region: 85-3081 (998 amino acids)
Biological process (GO): cell surface receptor protein tyrosine kinase signaling pathway; axon guidance; protein phosphorylation
Cellular component (GO): neuron projection; plasma membrane
Molecular function (GO): protein binding; ATP binding; transmembrane-ephrin receptor activity
Source: RefSeq, a predicted model, not a curated record
ACAUCUGUAGGACGUUUGCUGAGGUUUCCUGCUCCUUCGCGUCGUCGUGCCGACGUGGGCGCCUCGCUGGAUUUGGGUUUAAAAAUGACUUUUCAACUCAGAUUCUGUCUCGUCUUCGCGACGGUGCGGAUAGUAACGUUAACGGACCCCAGCCACCCCAACCAAGUGGUUCUUCUGGACACCACAGCUGUAUUGGGUGAACUGGGCUGGAUGACCUAUCCAGUAAACGGGUGGGAUGCCAUCACAGAGAUGGACGAGCAGAACCGGCCCAUCCACACCUUCCAGGUGUGCCACGUAAUGGAGCCCAACCAGAACAACUGGCUGCGCUCCAACUGGAUCCCUCGGCAGGCGGCGCAGAAGGUCUACGUGGAGCUGCGCUUCACGCUGCGCGACUGCAACAGCAUCCCCUGGGUGUCGGGCACGUGCAAAGAGACCUUUAACCUCCUCUACCUGGAGUCGGACGAGCCGCACGGGCCUGGUGCCCGAUUCCACGCUGCUGACUACGCCAAGAUUGACACCAUCGCGGCUGAUGAGAGCUUCACGCAGACAGACCUUGGCGAUCGUGUGUUAAGGCUGAACACUGAGGUGCGGGAAGUGGGUCCAAUUGCCCGAAAAGGCUUCUACCUGGCCUUCCAGGAUGUGGGUGCGUGCAUCGCUUUGGUGUCCGUUCGUGUCUACUACAAGAAGUGCCCAUCCACGCUGCGGAACCUGGCAGCCUUUCCAGACACAGUACCACGCAUGGACUCGUCCUCGUUGGUGGAGGUGAGGGGUGCAUGCGUGGAGAAUGCCGAAGAGCGUGACACGCCCAAGCUGUACUGCGGCGCAGACGGAGACUGGCUGGUGCCACUGGGGAGGUGUGUCUGCAGCAUCGGCCAUGAGGAGAAUGAUGGCCUGUGUCUGGCCUGCAGAGCCGGCUUCUACAAGGCCUUUGCGGGGAACAUCAAGUGCUCCAAAUGCCCCCCACACAGCUUCAGCCACUCUGAGGCGUCCGCCCUGUGCCACUGUGAGAAAGGUUUCUACAGAGCCGCCAAAGACCCGCCCACCACCGCCUGCACACGACCACCCUCAUCUCCUCGUAACCUGGUCUACAACAUCAACGAGACGACCCUAUUGCUGGAGUGGGAUCAACCCGGUGACACAGGAGGGAGGAAGGACCUGACCUAUAACGUGGUGUGCCGGCGCUGUGGUGGGCCAGGUCAGCCAUGUGAUCCCUGCGACAGUGAUGUGCGUUUCAUCCCCAGACCUGUGGGCCUCACUCGCACCUCAGUGGCUGUGCAGGACUUCAUGGCCAAUGCUAACUACACUUUCCAGAUUGAAGCGCUCAACGGCGUGUCCGGGAUGGGCCGGGCAGUACGGCAGGUGGCCAAUAUCACCAUCAGCACAGAGCAGGCGGGCCCAUCUCUGGUAGGAAUGGUGAGGAAGGACUGGUCAUCUCAGAACAGUAUCGCACUCUCCUGGCAGGAGGCCGAUCAACCCCACGCUGCGAUCCUCGACUAUGAGAUCAAGUACUAUGAGAAGGAGCAGGAGCAGUUGAGUUACUCCUCAACCCGUACUAAAGUUCCCAGUGCGAUUGUAACAGGUCUCAAGCCUUCCACUGUUUACGUUUUCCAUGUGCGUGCUCGCACUGCGGCCGGCUACAGCAGCUACAGCCCCAAGUUUGAGUUCUCCACAGGAGAUGAGGACUCAGAGGAGGUCUCUGAUCAGGGUCAGGUGUUGGUGAUUGUUACAGCAGCGGUGGGGGGCUUCUCUCUGCUCGUCAUCCUCACACUCUUCCUCCUCAUCACUGGCAGGUGUCAGUGGUAUAUUAAGUCCAAGUUGAAAUCAGAGGACAAGAGAAGGACGCAAUAUCAGAAUGGACAUGUGCCAUUCCCAGGAAUAAAGACCUAUGUUGAUCCGGACACUUAUGAAGAUCCCUCGCAGGCUGUCCAUGACUUUGCCAAAGAGAUUGACCCAUCCCGCAUCCGUAUAGAGAGAGUUAUUGGAGCUGGUGAGUUUGGGGAGGUGUGUAGUGGUCGUCUCCGAACUCCAGGGAAGAAGGAGACCCCAGUGGCCAUCAAGACAUUGAAGGGUGGCUACACUGAGCGGCAGAGGCGGGACUUCCUGCGAGAGGCGAGCAUCAUGGGACAGUUUGACAACCCUAACAUCAUCAGACUGGAGGGCGUGGUCACUAAGAGUCGUCCAGUGAUGAUAGUAGUGGAGUAUAUGGAGAAUGGAUCUUUGGACUCAUUCCUGAGGAAGCACGAUGGGCACUUCACCGUCAUCCAGCUGGUUGGAAUGCUGCGCGGCAUCGCCUCUGGUAUGAUGUACCUGUCCGACAUCGGCUACGUCCACCGGGACCUGGCAGCCCGGAACAUUCUGGUGGAUGACAACCUGGUGUGUAAGGUGUCGGACUUCGGCCUGUCCAGGGUGCUGGAGGACGACCCGGAGGCAGCCUACACCACCACGGGAGGGAAGAUCCCCAUUCGUUGGACGGCUCCAGAGGCCAUCCAGUACAGAAAGUUCUCCUCUGCCAGCGACGUCUGGAGCUACGGCAUCGUCAUGUGGGAAGUGAUGUCUUAUGGAGAGCGGCCAUACUGGGAAAUGUCUAAUCAGGAUGUUAUCCUGUCCAUUGAGGAGGGCUACCGGCUGCCAGCCCCCAUGGGCUGCCCCGUGGCUCUGCACCAGCUGAUGCUGCACUGCUGGCAGAAGGAACGCAGCCAGCGGCCGCGUUUCCAUGAUGUGGUCAGCUUCCUGGACAAGCUCAUCCGUAACCCCAGCAGCCUGCUCACACUGGUGGAGGACGUGCACAGUUUACCAGAAUCUCCAGAAGACAUGCCUGAUUACCCUCUCUUCAUCUCCAUCGGUGACUGGCUUGACUCCAUUAAGAUGAGUCAGUACAAGAACAACUUCAUCGCAGCAGGGUACACCACCCUGGACUCCAUCUCCAGCAUGAGUAUUGACGAUGUCAGGAGGAUUGGUGUGUCCCUAAUUGGCCACCAGAGGAGGAUAGUGAGCAGCAUACAGACGCUACGACUGCAGCUCCUCCACGUUCAACAGAGUGGCUUCCAUACUUCUCAACUGGCCUUUGAGGACUUCCAAUAAACAAUACAAACCAGGAGAAACGGCCAGACCGAAAGAAGAUUCUGAAUGUCAUUGGUUAUUUGUCUUCGUGCUGAGCAAAACAGUUGAAGAUGGACAGCCAAUCAGGGUUCAGCGAGAGCACGGCACUGUCGCCAUGGUGAUGUCAAGUCCGUCAGUUGUCCUACGAGUUCGGUGACUGGCCGGAUUCACAGUCCAAGAACUUUUAAUAGUUAUAUUUGCUAUUUUAAUGUAUCGAGUACGUGUCUUAAAGAGAUAUUUAUCGUUUAUUCAUCAUGCUACUUCCUGGAGCCUCUGAAAAAGAGAGACUGUUGAAUGUCAGUGGAUUUAUAUGGCUAUUAACCCAUUAUUUAUCACAUCUGAUAUUUAUGCUGGUAUUUAUAUGUAUGUGUAUGUGAUUUUUUUGUUUGUUUGUUUUAUAUUUAUUUUUAUUUAUUUAUUUAUUUAUCUGUUUUGUUUUUUUUUUUUCCUCAGCAAUAUGUGCGGUCUUUUCGGAACAUCAGAAAAGAGCCAAGUUUGGGAGUAGAGAAUUGUAUCUUACUCUGUUAGAAAAAAAAACUCCAUACAAAAACCAUAGACCUCCUCAGGCAGUCCGCUAUGCCAUACAAGAACGACCUUUGACCUUUUGGAAGACUGAAAGCCAUGGUCUCAUGCUUCCGCAUCAGGCCUGACACAUCGAAACUCAAGAAUUGUACGCGCUGGUCUUGACAUUCGAGACUUGGACAAGUUCUGCUAGGAUGCAAAUGAUAUUUAGAAUCGUUUGGUGAUUUGUUGGCCGUGCGAGACACAAAAGAUUGUCAUAGUUUCUUAA